This is a messenger RNA of Haliotis rubra (blacklip abalone), 1462 nucleotides long. Its product is annotated as BMP-binding endothelial regulator protein-like. Gene Ontology annotation, cellular component: extracellular matrix. Lineage: Eukaryota; Metazoa; Mollusca; Gastropoda; Lepetellida; Haliotidae. The record is from RefSeq and is a predicted model, not a curated record. The coding region runs from base 77 to 1462 and encodes 461 amino acids. The transcript has 11 exons.
AUUGUCUCAAGUUUUAGUAGGUCUUUCAGGGAAUCAGCCAAAGGAAUUUCGCAGCGGUAUCUGUGCACCUUUGGAAAUGGCACCAAGUGCCUCUUUUAAGACCUUGAGUCUUGGCCUCCUGCUUUUCUCGGCGAUCGAGGCCGCUCGAGUCAAGCGCGAAGCGGUAGGUAACUCCGCCUGCCAACCUCUGCCUGCCCCCAAUAACGGAAAGAUCAACUGUGCCAGCAGUGUCGACGGAUUCGACUUUGUCUGCACCGCCACAUGUAACACCGGAUUCCAGUUCAAGACAAAUGAAGCGUCCGUAGAACGAUCAUGUGACAACUUUGACGGAAGCUGGUAUGAUGGGAAGAAUAUCCCCGAGUGUCAGCCUGUAUGCUCCCCGGGGUGUCUGAACGGCGGGUCGUGCAAUGAACCCAAUAAGUGCGCUUGCAUAGACGGAUGGAGAGGCUCACACUGCCAGCACCAUUCCAGUCUGUGCGCGAAGCCCUCGGGUCCUUUGUUCGGCAGCAUCCAGUGCAAGGCUGACAGUACAGCUACUGUCUGUACUGUGGGCUGCGCACCCACCUUCAAGUUCCAGACACCCCCCGCCCCUGAGUACAGGUGCUCGGCUGAUGGUACAUGGAGUCCCCCCAAGGAGAGCAUCCCAGACUGUGUGCAAGAACUAGUUGCCCCAUCUGUUCAGCCAACGGGCAGUUUAAUCCACCCCGAGGUGAACGGUGACGCCACCUGCGUUACAUGGGGCCAGGACCACUACAGGACCUUCGACAACAAGAUGUACACAUUCCAGGGUAACUGCCACUACCUCCUCGCCAAGGACUGCGCCUUCAAUACCUUCGACAUCCACGUCAUCAACGACGGGAACUGCACGGUUGGAAAGCAAUGCAAGAGAGAAAUAGACAUCUACAUGGGCUCAACGAAAAUCAGUUUGCGUCAAGGUGCUGGUGGACCCGAGGUCACGUGGAAUGAUGCCCCUGUGAAGGUCCCCGGUGCCCACGAUGGUGUUGUGUACGAACUGGUCGGCUCCUAUAUCGCCGUCAGAACUGGACUUGGCUUCAAGGUCAAAUGGGACGGAAAGGAGUCCAUCUUCGUGCAGGUGGCCGAUGAUCUGAAAGGCAAGACGUGUGGCCUGUGUGGACGUUACGACGGUGACCCUAACAACGAUUUCGAGACGGACACCGGCAAAGUGGUCACGUCUGCAGCUAGCUUCGCCACCACCUGGAAGAAGGAGCUUCUUGAUGGAUCCUCUUGUCCCGAUGUCUCCCAGCACGCUGUAUGCAAGAUGGACACCCCCCAAAACAGCCAGAAGGCCCUCAGGGCGUCCAAUAUCUGCCAACAGCUGAUGACUGAUGCCUCCUUCGCCGCCUGCCACUCUGUUGUUGACGUAAACCCCUACAUCCCAAGCUUGCAAGACAGACUGUUGCAAUGGCGACCAGCAAGCAUGCGCGUGCAACACCUUCGCUGA